GUAACAUAGGAAAGGUACUACUACAUCAUGUAAUAUAGGUAUGGCACUACUACAUCAUGUAAUAUGAGGGAAAGUAAGUCUACAACAUGUAAUAAAGGUAAGGUACUCAACAUCAUGUAAUAUAGGUAAGGUACUACUACAUCAUGUAAUAUAGGUAUAGCACUACUACAUCAUGUAAUAUGAGGAAAAGUCUGUCUACAACAUGUAAUAAAGGUAAGGUACUAUUACAUCAUGUAAUAUAGGUAAGGUACUUCUACAUCAUGUAAUACAGAUAAGGUACUUCUACAUCAUGUAACAUAGGUAAGGUACUACUACAUCAUGUUAUAUACGUAAGGUACUACUACAUCAUGUAAUAUAGGUAAGGUAUUACUACAUCAUGUUAUAUAGGUAAGGUACUACUACAUCAUGUAACAAGGAAAGGUACUACUACCUCAUGUAAUAUAGGUGAGUUACUACUACAUCAUGUAAUAUAGGUAAGACAUUACUACAUCAUGUAACAUAGGUAAGGUACUACUACAUCAUGUUAUAUACGUAAGGUACUACUACAUCAUGUAAUAUAGGUAUAGCACUACUACAUCAUGUAAUAUAAGGAAUAGUGUGUCUAAGACAUGUAAUAAAGGUAAGGUACUACUACAUCAAGACAUUACUACAUCAUGUAAUAUAGGUAUGGCAUGACUACAUCAUGUAAUAUAGGUAAGGCACUACUACAUCAUGUAAUAUAGGUAUGGCACUAGUACAUCAUGUUAUAUAGGUAAGGUACUACUACAUCAUGUUAUACAGGUAAGACAUUACUACAUCAUGUAAUAUAGGUAUGGCACGACUAAAUCAUGUAAUAUAGGUAAGGUACUACUACAUCAUGUUAUACAGGUAAGGUACUACUACAUCAUGAAAUAUAGGUAAGGUAUUACUACAUCAUGUUAUAUAGGUAAGGUAAUACUACAUCAUGUAAUAUAGGUAAGGUACUUCUACAUCAUGUAACAUAGGAAAGGUACUACUACAUCAUGUAAUAUAGGUAAGGUACUACUACAUCAUGUAAUAUAGGUAUGGCACUAAUACAUCAUGUAAUAUGAGGGAAAGUAUGUCUACAACAUGUAAUAAAGGUAAGGUACUACUACAUCAUGUAAUAUAGGUAAGGUACUACUACAUCAUGUAAUAUAGGUAUAGCACUACUACAUCAUGUAAUAUGAGGAAAAGUCUGUCUACAACAUGUAAUAAAGGUAAGGUACUACUACAUCAUGUAAUAUAGGUAAGGUACUGCUACAUCAUGUUAUAUAGGUAAGGUACUACUAAAUCAUGUAAUAUAGGUAAGGCACUACUACAUCAUGUAACAUAGGUAAGGUACUGCUACAUCAUGUUAUAUAGGUAAGGUACUACUAAAUCAUAUAAUAUAUGUAAGGCACCACUACAUCAUGUAAUAUAGGUAAGGCACUACUACACCAUGUAAUAUAGGUAAGGCACCACUACAUCAUGUUAUAUAGGUAAGGUGCUCCUACAUCAUGUAACAUAGGUAAGGUACCACUACAUCAUGUAAUAUAGGUAUGGCACUACUACAUAAUAUAAUAUAGGUAAGGUACUACUAAUAUAGGUAAGGUACUACUACAUCAUGUAAUAUAGGUAAGGUACUGAUACAUCAUGUAAUAUAGGUAAGGAAUUACUACAUCAUGUUAUAUAGGUAAGGCACUACUUCAUCAUGUUUUAUAGGUAAGGUACUACUACAUCAUGUAACAUAGGUAAGUUACUACUACAUCCUGUAAUAUAGGUAAGUUGCUACUACAUCAUGUAACAUAGGUAAGGUACUACUACAUCAUGUAAUAUAGGUAAGGUACUACUACAUCAUGUAAUAUAGGUAAGGUACUACUACAUCAUGUAAUAUAGGUAGGGUACUACUACAUCAUGUAAUAUAAGUAUGGUACCGAUACAUCAUGCAAUAUAGGUACGGAAUUACUACAUCAUGUAAUAUAUCUACAUCUCUGACUCCGCUUGCAUCUCUGACUAUUAGGGCCGUAAGGGUACAUGUAUUUGUGUCGAACCGUUCGGUACGCAACUUUACCUUUACUGUACCGAAUUACUGGGCACAGGAUAUUAUUUUAUUUUAUUUUUGUUUUAUUUUAAUUACGUUUUUGCGAGCCGAACCAUUUAAAAUAUCUAGUUCCCCGACAGACAUAAUUGAGUGACGGACCGAGUCCCGUAAAUCUCCAUUUUCACUUUGUGCAGCGCAUUCUCGCAUUUUGACAACAUGGCAAGUGAGCCUGACGAACCUGAAGACCCACCCGCAAACCUUAAGUCCUCUGUUUGGGAACACUUUGGUUUCAGGGUAAAAUACGAAGAUGGAAAUAAACAAGUGGACAAGACAAAAGCAGUGUGCCGACACUGCAGAACAGCGGUCGGGUAUGUACUUGGAAACACGUCUAACAUGCUAACGCAUCUAAAGCGACACCACCCGAGUUUGAACGUUAACCGGCACGACUAGAAAAAGCAAUCUGGUGCAAACUACGAUAUCGUCGUCGUUUAAAAAGAAAGAGCGUUUCCCUGACCAUCGCGCUAAAGAAAUAAUCAACGCCAUUGGAGUUGAGUAAAAUUGUUUAAGCUGCACUUUAGAUAUAAGCAUGUUUUGUUUACUGCACUUUAACAAAGUGGGAAAGCUAAGUAAGUUCCUAGUAAAACUGAAUCUGAGCAGGCUUUAAAGCUGACCAGCUGCACUAUACUUUUUAUUUUAAUUGAGUAAAGCUGUUAAAGCAGAAAUGUAUAUUUAUAUUUUUCAUUCAAAAAAUGUGUUAAAAAAAACAGCAGGAUGUUAUUUUUCACUUUUAUAUUUCUAUUUUCAUUCAAACAAUGUGACAAAGCAGGAUUUUAUAUAUAUUUGUUUCAUUCAAAAAUUGUGUAAAAAGAGUUAACUGCUGUGGUGGUAUGUUUUAAUAAGGUUACCAAUAACUAAAAGAUAUUUAAUAGUUGUCUAUUUUUUUCAUUACUGUACCGAAAAAAAACGAACCGUGACUUGUGUACCAAGGUAUGUACCGAACCGAGAUUUUUGUGUACCGUUACACCCCUACUGACUAUGCUCGCUACUGGUUCACUUCACAUCUCCCCAGCAGAACUGAGCAUGUUACAAUCGGAAAGGCAAGAUCUCUCACCUAUAAUGUCACACGUGGUGUCCCCCAAGGUUUGGUGUUGGGUCCCACCCUGUUCACUCUCAAUAUGAUUCCCCCAGGCCAUAUCAUCAGUAGGCAUGGUAUCUCCUUCCACUGCUAUGCUGAUGACAGGCAGCUGUAUAUCAGCAUAAAACCAAGUCCCUCUACACCCCUGCCACUAUCCACAUUGACUUCCUGCCUGGAGGAGAUAGAGGUAUGGAUGAAGCUAAAUUUCUUACAGCUAAAUAUUUCAAAGACAGAAGUUAUCCAAUUUGGCACACCGCACCAGGUCCAGUCAUCCACUAUCACCAGCAUCACUUUCUCCAGCCAAAACACCCCCCUCUCCACAUCAGUUAUUAACCUGGGUGUUAGAAUGGACCCCCACCUCACCUUUGAGACUCAUAUCAAACACCUGUGCAAGAUGUCCUUCUUUCACCUCCGGAACAUCACCAAACUCCGUCCCAUGCUCACCCUUGCAGAUGCAGAAAAGCUCAUCCAUGCCUUUGUCUCCUCCAGUUUGGAUUACUGUAAUGCACUCCUCAUCGGGAUCCCUAGCUACAGCCUUCAGUGGCUCCAGUGCAUUCAGAACAAUGCUGCUAAGAUCCUGAUUAGGGUGCGCAAACAUGACCCAUCACCCCCAUCUUUAAGUCUCUUCACUGGCUCCCCAUCUCACUCAGAGCUGAGUUCAAGGUUUCCCUCCUCACCCACCAGUGCAUAUAAAGACAUGCCCCCCCUCCUACCUCAAGAAACUCCUUACCCCUCAGACCAAUACACGCAGCCUCCGCUCCUCCACUGCACACUUCCUCAAACCCCCCAGGUUUAACCUAAAAACCAUGGGCAUGCUGGCCUUCUGCUUGGCGGCUCCCAGACUGUGGAAUGCCCUCCCUGACCACCUCAGGGCACUACAGUCUGUGGAUACUUUUAAGAAAGCUCUAAAAACUCACCUCUUCAACAAAGCUUUCCGUUGACCUCUUUUUUUCUUUUUUUUUUAAAUUUUCUUUUUUUUUUUUUUUUUUUCAGGUUUCAAAUGUUUAUUUCUUUUUUUGUAAUUAAUUUUUUAUUGACAUUCAGCAUCAGACAUUCACAUCCAGUACAUCAUAUUUGCAUACAUCAUACAUCUAUUGUCUGCCCUAAAUGCCAAAAUAAUAUUUUUUUGUUUUAUAUCCAAACAAUGAAAAGAAAAACAAACCACAAGAAAACUAUGUACAAGUAGGGAGUGAUCUUUUUAACACAACACAAUCACUGAUUUGAGAAAAUAAAAUCAGGCCUAUGGGGCGUGACAUAGUUGACCCAGUUUUCCCAGUAUGAAGUGAAUUUCUCCAAUUUAUGAUUAAUAAAUGCUGUUAUCUUCUCCAUUUUAUAAAUGUCCAUUGUGAUUUCCAUCCAUAACUUCAAAGUUGGGCUCUCCUGUGAUAACCAUUUCCUGGUAAUAGUCUUUUUACAGGCCACUAGUAGGAUAUUCAUUAAAUGUUUAUCUCUUUUAAGCCAGUCCUGAGGUACAUGUCCGAAAAACAAAGUCUUACUCUCAAGGGGUAUUUCACAUUUGAAGAUAUCCUGUAGAGCUUUGUGUAUCUCUCUCCAAUAAUCCUUCAUGGCAGAGCAGUAAUGGUUUGCAUUUUGAUUCCCACAGUUUCUCCAACAAGCAGGGGAGUUGUUAUCAUAAUGAGACUUCUGAGAAGGUGUAAUAAAGAACCUGAUCAGACUUAUCCAGCCAAACUCCCUCCAUUUCGGUGAGCUGGUACAAGUCCAUUGAUAUCUCCAUAUUAUUGUCCAUUCUUCCUCAGAUAUAGUUAUCCCUCCUUCCUUCUCCCAUUUUGUUUUAAUAUAUGAAGUUGAGUGUGAUUUCAGAUUCGACAGACCCUUAUACAAGCAUGAAACAGUUCUAUCAAUAGUUUCUGAAUUAUAGGCUUUUGUAAACAGUUCAAUCAAACAUAUGUUUGUCUUUGUUACAUUUUUCACCUUCAUAUCAACAUAAUGCCGCAGCUGCAGAUAUCGAUAGAAGUCUUGAUUUUCUAAUAAUUGUGUCAUUUUAAUCGUUUCAAAACUGAACAUUUUUUUAUCUUUCAUUACACGACAUAGAGCUGUUAUACCCUUAGCUAUCCAGUCCUUGAAUCUUGAGUCCAAUUUAUCAAUCAAUUUUCAAUCAAUUUUAUUUAUAAAGCCCAAUAUCACAAAUCACAAUUUGCCUCACAGGGCUUUACAGCAUACGACAUCCCUCUGUCCUUAUGACCCUCGCAGCGGAUAAGGAAAA
Messenger RNA from Epinephelus moara (kelp grouper), 5379 nucleotides. RefSeq lists its product as uncharacterized. NCBI's taxonomy places the organism in Eukaryota, Metazoa, Chordata, Actinopteri, Perciformes, Serranidae. The transcript has 4 exons. Bases 3010 to 3951 code for a protein of 313 amino acids. The record is from RefSeq and is a predicted model, not a curated record.